UCCUUCUUCAUCCUUUUAUUCCAUUCCUUUUUUUCUUGUCUUCUUGAACUUUAACUUCUCUGACUAUGCCUCAUAUCGACGAGAAUGGUCAGCUAAGAAUCAGGCGUCAGCAACCAAGACAACCUCCGCCAAGCAUAAAUACACUUCAAAGCACAUCUUCCAGCAACAGCAGUGGCCAUGCGCCUACAAUUUACUCCAACGAUAUAUCUACCCUAACCAACAUGACAAACGAUCUAUCGCUAGAAAAUCAGAACGCAAUCGGGGAUUACGAUGAAGACCAAUUUGGCAUUAUUGACAGCCUAGACUACGACGAUAUUGAUGAUGGUUUGAUCGACCACGAAAUGAUUCACCGACAACGAGAGGCUCUUAUUCAUCAACUCUAUACCUCUGAACAAGCCUACCUUGAAUCACUCGAGCUUGUCUUGAGUGCGUUUCUGAACCCCCUUCGAAAGAAUUCAAAGCAAUCUUCAUUUAACUUUCUUGGAAUGAAAAAGCUUGUUUGCACAGAUCGUGAGCUAAAAUGGCUUUUUGGAAAUUUCGAUGAAAUACUUGAAAUUCACCGUGAGAUACUUGCAAGUCUUGAACAACGUCUUAGUAUCUGGGGUCCCACCCAGAUCAUGUCCGAUGUUUUCCAAACCUGGUUUAGGUCUCUGGGAGUCUACCACUCAUAUUUAGAUAAUUAUGGAUUUGCUGUUACAACCUACGAACGACUCACUCGCUACCAGCCUUUCAAGAAGUUUAUUGAUGCAGCGCACAAAGACCCAAUCCUCAGAGGGGCCACAUUAUUGUCUCUACUUCAAAUUCCAGCAGGCUGUGUCAACAGAUAUGCCCAAUUAAUGUGUCAACUUGCUGAUGGCACCUCACCCAUGCACCCGGAUUAUGUUGGUCUGAUGCAGUGUAAAAAGCAAAUUCUUGUAAUUGCAGACGAGAUCAGACCAAAGGUUGAAGAUGCCGAUAAUGUGGACCAAGUGCUUAUGAUUCAACAGGCUCUUGUCGGUGCACCUUUUGGUGUGAAGGCUCAACGGAGGCUCGUGCUACAGGGCCAACUGUCGCGCGUUGUGAUCAAUUCAAGAUCCACAGGGGAGGAACGCACCUACCUUUUAUUCUCAGACAUUCUCGUAUUUGUACGACCUAAACAAGACCAGAACAAGACUCUUUUGCAAUACAAAGGGCACUUGAAUCUCGAGCGAGCUCGCAUUCGGGCUCUUUCGGUAGACGAAGCGGGUGGCCAAGAGUUUUGCAUUGAAAUUACCUCGUCGUUUGAGGGAGUCGAUACCUUGAAUACGACUUACAUGGGAUCACCUACUGUUCAUGUAUUACACACCCAGAGUUUCGAGGAACAGACUGAAUGGCUUAAGCGCCUGGAGAUUGUGAUUAAGAAGCUCGAUCGGGAGGCAACAGCAGUAAGAGUCGCUGCAAGCAAAAGACUUGCCAAUAGCAGAUCACCCCCCGAUUCAUUAAAGCGACAGGGAACGACGAUCUCAAGCUCCUCAUCUAAAUUGUCUACCGGAAGCACUGGUAGUGUUCACAGCAGCAAUGGUUCUAAUGGACGGUCCUCAAAACAGUAACAGCUACACCUUUACAUUCCUUUAUUUUCUCAGCCUUUUAAAAGACCUUUCUUUAUUUUCAUAUUAAGAAACAAAACUCUAGAAGAAUCUUGUCCUGAUCUGAUUCUACACUCUUUAUGCCAAAAAGAAGCAAAUGACCACCAGGCUGUGGUUAUUUAUAUUCUCUAUAAUCCUUUACUAUGCCUUCCCUUCCUUCCCUUCUAUUUCCUUUCCUUUACCUUACUUUACUUUCUAUACACGCAUUAUACUAUAUACACUGUACAACUCUUGAAGUUUACAAGAUUUAAAUAGAUAUUCAAAUAAUUUAUAUAAAAAGUUCUAUUAAACUUGUUCUCCACAUGACAUUUUUCCAGCCAGAAUAUAUAUUCAGGAUAGGAAUUUAAUCCUAAUUGUUGGCAGAAAAUAUUAUUGUUUCCAUUCCUUUAUUUAUUUUUUCAAAAAAAAAAAGAUAAAAACUAUUAAAAGGAAAACGGCCGAAUUCCGUGAAUUAUUCCGGUUCUCGUAAGAUGAACUUGAGAAAACAAGAUGGCGGAAAAACAGAGUUUGAAGAUCCUAACAGCACAAAAUCUUGAAGAUGAAACAUGAAGCUUGUAUUCCCCGCCUACUACGGUUAUCACUAUAGCAAUACAAAUACACAUACCCACACUAAAAGGCUUGGUUGAAUCUGAUAAAAGAGAGUAAAAUCCUUCUAGCCAAAGACAAUUAUAGAAGUCUAUUAUUUAAAUAAACGGCUAUUC
Phycomyces blakesleeanus NRRL 1555(-) is the source of this 2305-nucleotide messenger RNA. RefSeq lists its product as hypothetical. Lineage: Eukaryota; Fungi; Mucoromycota; Mucoromycetes; Mucorales; Phycomycetaceae. The record is from RefSeq and is a predicted model, not a curated record. The transcript is spliced from 8 exons. Gene Ontology annotation, molecular function: guanyl-nucleotide exchange factor activity. Bases 66 to 1568 code for a protein of 500 amino acids.